CUCUUCACCGCAUUUGCCAAUUGGGAAUUGGGGAGCUACAGUAUGUGGGGGACCAGGAUAUCGAUUCAUUCAUUCACUUCCUUCACUUUCGCUGUUUGACUGCUUGUUCGACAGGUGCUGCUUGUGUCUGUAUCCACUCCUUUCACUCAAUUCAAAUCAGCACUGUCUCGUGUCCUCGCAAGUCUAGGCUUUGAAUCGUCGACACAACUUGCUUUGGGCGUGUAGAGAAAAAUCGACACCAGAGAGACCCCUCCCCAAAGAAAAUGGCUCCAUCAGCAGCUUCAACGCUGACGAGCGCUCCGAGGCAAGUGAAGAGAGAGAGGGCCAUCCAGCUCGAUGGGAAACGAGGACCCGAUGCUUCAGCUCAAGCCGACCUCCCCCGCGACCCCGUCGAGGUCAAAUAUCGAGACUUCUUCUGGACAUACACCGAGGAGCCACAUCGGACGAGGAGAUUGGAGAUCAUCAAGGCGCAUCCAGAGGUCACCAAGCUUUGCGGACCCGAACCUCUCACAAAAUACGUCGUCCUGCUCGUAGUCUCGAUUCAGAUAUUCUGCGCCUACCUCUUGCGGAACACGCCCUUCUUUUCGCCCUCUUUCUGGCUCCUCGCGUACGUCGUCGGCGCAACUGCCAACCAGAACCUAUUCCUCGCCAUCCAUGAGAUCAGCCACAACCUCGCCUUCCGCUCGCCUACGGCGAACCGGCUCCUCGCCAUCUUCGCAAACCUACCUAUUGGCAUCCCCUACAGCGCCUCCUUCCGUCCCUACCACCUGACGCACCACAAAUCCCUAGGCGUUGACGGGUUGGACACCGACCUACCCACGGCCUUCGAGGCCAUCUUCCUGGACUCGAUCCUGGGCAAAGCCUUCUUCUGCACCUUCCAGAUCUUCUUCUACGCCCUACGCCCCAUGGCCGUGUACCGGGUACCCUUCACUUGGGUUUCUGCGCUGAACGUAGCCACACAGCUCACCUUCGACGCCGUGAUUCUGCGCACGCUCGGCGUGCAGUCUAUGCUCUACUUCGUAUUCUCUUCUUUCUGGGCGGGUAGCCUGCACCCGUUAGCGGGACACUUCAUCGCCGAGCACUACGUGUACUCGACCGUGACGCCCGCGCAGGCUGACCCGUCUAACGGGAUCCCCGUCCCUGAGACGUACUCAUACUACGGGCCCCUGAACUUCCUGACGUACAAUGUUGGCCUACAUAACGAGCACCAUGACUUUCCUGCCGUCCCUUGGACGCGCCUCCACAAGCUCCACGACAUCGCGCGCGAGUUCUACGCCGACCUCCCUCACCACACGUCCUGGACAUACGUCCUCUGGCGCUUCAUCUUUGAUGAGAGCGUAGGUAUCCGGUGCCGUGUGAAGCGCAAGGAGGGCGGGCGACUCGUUGGGCAAGGCUCUCAGAAGCAAAAGCCUGUUGAAGGGUGGAAGGAGGAAGAAUUAGAAUCGUGAUUCCUUUUUUUCUGUUAGACAUCUGGAGCACGACACUACCAUCU
Molecule: messenger RNA, 1492 nt
Organism: Xylaria bambusicola
Lineage: Eukaryota; Fungi; Ascomycota; Sordariomycetes; Xylariales; Xylariaceae
Product: fatty acid desaturase-domain-containing protein
Exons: 2
Coding region: 264-1448 (394 amino acids)
Biological process (GO): ceramide biosynthetic process
Cellular component (GO): membrane
Molecular function (GO): sphingolipid delta-4 desaturase activity
Source: RefSeq, a predicted model, not a curated record